AUGGCUUCCAAGUCUACAUUUUCAGUGGCAAUAUUGCUACUAUUUCUAGCUGUUGGAUCCAAUGCAGGUGGAAUUGCUAUAUACUGGGGCCAAAAUGGGAAUGAAGGCACAUUAGCGGAAACUUGUGGUUCAGGGAACUACCAAUUCGUAAACUUAGCUUUCCUCUCAUCAUUUGGUAAUGGCCAAACCCCUACCAUAAACCUUGCCGGUCACUGUGACCCCUCCACUGAUGAAUGCACCAAGUUGAGCCCCGAUAUCAAGUCCUGCCAGGCCAAAGGCAUUAAGGUCAUACUCUCCAUAGGAGGAGCUUCAGGGAGCUACUCAUUGGCGUCAUCCGACGAUGCUCGCCAAGUUGCUACUUACUUGUGGAACAACUUCUUGGGAGGGCAGUCCUCUUCAAGGCCGUUGGGAGAUGCAGUUUUGGAUGGAGUUGAUUUUGACAUUGAGGGAGGGUCUGAUCAAUAUUGGGAUGACCUCGCGAGGUACCUUUCCGGUUACAGCAACAAGGGCAAGAAAGUUUACUUGACUGCUGCUCCACAGUGUCCCUUUCCUGAUGCUUAUGUUGGAAAUGCACUCAACACAGGCCUCUUCGACUUUGUUUGGGUGCAAUUCUACAACAACCCUCCUUGCCAGUACACUUCUGGAGAUAUUUCAAACCUAGAAAAUGGUUGGAAGCAAUGGACUACUGCCAUUCCUGCACAUAAGAUUUUCUUAGGACUUCCUGCCGCACCCCAAGCUGCUGGUAGUGGAUUUAUUCCAGCGACUGAUCUUAACUCACAAGUCCUUCCGGCUAUCAAAAAUUCAGCAAAAUAUGGAGGUGUCAUGCUUUGGUCCAAGUAUUAUGAUGAUCUCGAUGGAUACAGCUCCUCCAUCAAGAAUGAUGUCUAG
Messenger RNA from Fragaria vesca subsp. vesca, 888 nucleotides. RefSeq names its product hevamine-A-like. Gene Ontology annotation, molecular function: chitinase activity. The coding region runs from base 1 to 888 and encodes 295 amino acids. Gene Ontology annotation, biological process: carbohydrate metabolic process. The record is from RefSeq and is a predicted model, not a curated record. NCBI's taxonomy places the organism in Eukaryota, Viridiplantae, Streptophyta, Magnoliopsida, Rosales, Rosaceae. Gene Ontology annotation, cellular component: extracellular region. The transcript has a single exon.